Molecule: messenger RNA, 544 nt
Organism: Owenia fusiformis
Lineage: Eukaryota; Metazoa; Annelida; Polychaeta; Sabellida; Oweniidae
Source: the annotation of a GenBank genome assembly
UUGCAACAUUAUCUAUUCUUGGUAGCCCUGCUACUAAUACAGAAUCCUGCAGUCACAACUUUGGCUACUUUGGCAACAUGACAUUCCAAGCAGUGCAAGGGAGACUCUUGAACAUAAUGACAGGCAUGAAGAUCCCUUGUGAUGGGUAUCUAAUGGGGUGGAUGUAUGAGCUGUAUGCUCAACAGGAUCCACCUUGGGUCUGUGUAUUCCGUUCGAUUACAGCGACCAACUUUGAAUUGGUACAUCGAACUCAGUUACCAACUCAAGAUUCAGGUGUUAAUUUGAAACGACUGGAAAUACCAUUCAAGGUAGCCAAGGAUGAUAUAGUUGGAUUGAUGUUUUCCUCUACAACCACUGAUGGUUCUAUACUACAACAUAUGGAAAACAACCCCACAAACAUCCCAACUGAAGACUUCUAUGAGACAUAUCUGGAAUGGGGAGCUCCUUACCAUCACAUAGAAAACACUGAAAUUGGAGACAAUUUUGAACUGAGUGCAGCCAAAUGGAUUGUCUACAAAAGGGUCUAUCAACUUCAGGCUGUUUU